UCAUGUCCGACGUUGUAAUUUUUUCUCUCAUUUUGUACAAUCGUAUUUUAAUUUACAGUUUCUGAAAAUGCAUUUUGGUUGUUGUACCGUAAGGAUAAAGCAAUGCCGAAGGGGGGUAGGAGGGGGAAAGGGCAAAAGAAAGCAACUGCCUGCUCCUCGGGAGAUGUGAGUUUAAAUGAUUAUGCCAAUGCCGUAUGCUGUCCAUCGUCUAACUUGCGGGUUAAAAAGGGGAGUGCUAAUGCAAUUCAAGCUGAAGUGCGACUGCUUACCAAACCCGAAGGCCAGCAGUUGAAAGAAGAGUUGAACUGGUUUGAGAAAGACCUUGAUGAUUUCGACAUUGAUCCCCAUGGUAACAAUGAACAAGAGGAUGAGGAGGAUGUUCAGGAUUUAUCUGAGGGUGCUGUACUGUCCUCAGGAGCUGCUGCAAGUCUACCGGUAAGACCACGGCGUAGGAAGAAACAUUCGUCUGUGUCAUGGGAUGUAGAGAAGAAGGGACGAGUGUACCCUGUCGAUCUGUGGUAUAUUCUCUCGGAGUACAUCUACCCAGAAGACAUUGGUCGGUUUGCCGCUCUCUGUCAUGACACGUACCUCAUUGUCUGCUCGUGUGCAUUUUGGAGACAACUCUACUUGAGAAAUUACGACAAGAAGAUCAAACUGCCUGAUGAGAUAAAACCGCAGAGCAUUGAAAGAAUCCGUGGCCUGAGGGCGAGGGUGAUCCGCUCCAUGUACUACCUGUAUGCCCCACUGUCCGGCCGCUCCGUCUCCAUGGUUCCCUUCGAGAACGAGCCACACAGUCUGCAGGGACAGCGGUGCCUCCUGGCCUGGCACCAGCCCGUGAAAAACACCUGGACGUUCUGCUUCAAGUUCCUGAAGCUGCAGUCGACGACAUUCCGACCGGGGCCCGUUGAGUCGUCCGGACGAGACAUGCUCCCCGGUUACAGUGAUCUCUUCUACAAUCCCGAGGAGGGCUGUCGCAUCAUGGAGAUCCAGUGUCAGAACUUCGCGUCCAUUCCCAUGGUGAUGGGCAUGGUGUUGAGCCAUGUCUGUCUGACCGUCAGUGCCCGAAUGCGACACUACCGGCUGCGCUUGCUCUUUGACAGCAUCCUGCAGCAGGGAAAUCAGUCUUCCGCGGAGAGAAUUGUCGACCUCGAUCCGGUGGUGAACAUCAGGAUUGUCCCAUGGUGGGAUACAAAGUAUCCAUUUACGUUUUGAUACUUGUUAUUGUUUUUUGUUUUUUUACCUUUAUUUCGUAAUUGUUGUAUGGUAAGUGUACCAGUGGUGAUGUGAUUUAGUUACUGGUGUGAGAUAAGUAGAACGUAUUAUGGAUGUUGCGCUGAAAGAAUUGAAUAUAUUUCAAACAAGAGUACUUGAAAAUGUGAUUUUGUUUUUGUUUUGGGGGGGGGGGGGGGGGGGAGGGAUUUGAAAUUCACUGUUGUAUAGUUGUGAGAUGUGAAUUUGGUUAACCUUCUAACUGCUGGAUUAAUUUUUGACAAACAAAUAUUGAGGGGGGUACGGGCUGAUAACUUUUACUCACAUAUUUUCACUUAAAAUCUUAGAAAUACAGAAAAUAAUGUUCUUUUGUGAAAGGAUUAUUAUUAUUUUUAUAUUUUACAGUGAUUGAUGAUUUACAUUAUGCAAAAAAUCAAUCAAGUCUUGUUUACUUAUAUGCAUUUGUGUCCAGAUGUCUAUUAUUUAUGGCCAUUAUUCCCAGUUACUGUGUUUUGCUGACUACAUUAAAAAAAAAAAAAAAUGAUUCAUAUUAUUAUUAUAUUUAGUGAUUUUUGUUGUUGAUAAAACAGUCAAGUUGGCUAUCACUAUCGGCUAUCCAUUUUUGAAAAUGACCACAAUGUUCAGCCAUUGUUGUGAAAUGAAAAUAUUUGCUGAAAACCACUCUUUGAACUCAGUUGUUGUGGUAUUAUUUCUGACCAGUGCCAUGUGCAACACAGUAGAAAAUACGAAUGAGUGGAUGCACUGCUUGUGGUUUAGUGUGUCGAUGUGUAGCAUUGGGUGAGAUAUUGGGCCAGCAUUAUACAGAAAAUUAAGUAGAAUUAGGGGAUAACUAUGUUGUAUUUGACCAUUUGCUGAUGUUAAUGCUGGUUUUACAGUUGCAAACGAGUUUUGCCGGCGGAGUGGAGACUGUAAAACGAAUAUUUGCGACUGUAAAACCAGCAUUAACAUUCACAUGUGGUCAAAUACAACAUAUUUUUCCCUAUUCUAAUUCAAUAAAUGCAUUUUAAAAAUCGUUUAAAUAAAAAACAAAUUGGAAUGAACAAAAAUCUGGUCACUAUUAUCAUGAUUUAAGUCAUCCACCUUAUAAAAUAAUUAUAGCGCAA
Molecule: messenger RNA, 2333 nt
Organism: Gigantopelta aegis
Lineage: Eukaryota; Metazoa; Mollusca; Gastropoda; Neomphalida; Peltospiridae
Product: transmembrane protein 183-like
Exons: 5
Coding region: 103-1212 (369 amino acids)
Biological process (GO): regulation of protein stability
Cellular component (GO): SCF ubiquitin ligase complex
Source: RefSeq, a predicted model, not a curated record